Molecule: messenger RNA, 1695 nt
Organism: Rhinichthys klamathensis goyatoka
Lineage: Eukaryota; Metazoa; Chordata; Actinopteri; Cypriniformes; Leuciscidae
Gene: slc29a4b
Product: asolute carrier family 29 member 4b
Exons: 10
Coding region: 1-1563 (520 amino acids)
Biological process (GO): nucleoside transmembrane transport
Cellular component (GO): plasma membrane
Molecular function (GO): monoamine transmembrane transporter activity; nucleoside transmembrane transporter activity
Source: RefSeq, a predicted model, not a curated record
AUGUACUCCGAGGAGUGGAGCAGGAAUCGGCAGGGUAGAGAGAAGGCUGUGAUCACGAAUUUCAGCUUUAGUCAGCUGCCAGAGGAGGAGAAGAGGGGUUGGAUAAAACCUCACAGUGAUCAUGACUCGGAGGAAUCCAUUCCUGAUGAUCGCUACCAUGGCAUCUACUUUGCCAUGCUGUUGGCUGGUGUCGGCUUUCUACUGCCAUAUAAUAGUUUCAUCACUGAUGUGGACUACCUCCACCGCAAAUUCAAAGGCACCUCUAUUGUGUUCGACAUGAGUUUGACGUAUAUACUUGUGGCUCUCAGUGCCGUAAUUGUGAACAAUGCACUCGUGGAGAGACUGAGCUUACACACUCGCAUCUGUGUGGGAUAUCUAUUUGCAUUGGGACCUUUGGUGUUUGUGAGUGUGUGUGAUGUCUGGUUGGAGCUGUUUGACACUCAGCAGUCCUAUGCUGUUACUCUGGCUGCAAUUGCCAUUGUUGCAUUUGGAUGCACAGUGCAGCAGUCCAGUUUUUAUGGUUACACUGGGAUGCUGCCCAAGAGGUACACACAGGGCGUGAUGACUGGAGAGAGCACUGCUGGAGUUAUUGUCUCUCUGAGUCGGAUUUUUACAAAGCUGCUGGUGGAAGACGAGAAGAACAACACCAUCAUCUUCUUCCUGUUCUCUAUCUCAAUAGAGACGCUCUGUUUUCUGUUACACGUGGUGGUGCGACGAACACACUUUGUCCGUUAUCACACCGACAGAGCUCGCCGCAGCCACAGCUGGCUCAAAGGACAGAUUAAUAAUGUUACGACACAGAAGCGCAGUGGCUACCAGAUACAUUAUGACAGCAGUGCAGAGGAAGAGGAUGGAGUGGCCUCAAGCACAAUUGAUGAGGCUGAUGCAGUUAAUCUGGGUAACGGUUCCCAUGGAGAUGAAAUUUAUGUCAGAUUUGAUGUGCCCAAACCAGACAACAAAGGAACCUGGAUCAAUGUGAAGGAGAUUCUGGGUCAGAGGUGUGCUGUUGCUCGGAUGAUCUGGCCAUAUAUGCUCUCAAUCUUGGUGACAUAUUUCAUCACACUGUGUCUGUUCCCUGGUUUGGAGUCAGAGUUACAUAACGAUACACUGGGAGAAUGGCUGCCUAUUCUCACCAUGGCUCUGUUCAACAUGGCAGACUUUGUGGGAAAGAUCUUGGCAGCGUGUCCGUACGAGUGGGGCGGUGUGCAGCUGCUGGUGUGUUCGUGUUUUCGUGUUCUCUUCCUGCCGCUGUUUGUAAUGUGUGUGUCUCCUGUGCAGCGCCCCCUGCUGGCGCACCCCGCCUGGCCCUGCGGCCUCUCCAUGAUGCUGGGUGUCAGUAACGGAUACCUUGGCUCUGUACCAAUGAUACAGGCGGCCGGCAAGGUGCCACUUCAGCACCGAGAAGUGGCGGGGAACACUAUGACUGUAUCAUAUAUGGCUGGACUGAUGCUCGGGUCUGCAGUGUCUUACUCAACAUACAGUCUGACCUCACAGGCACACGCUACUCACACACUGAAACUCAACAACACACUCACAUUACACAGCUAUAUACCUGGCCACUGAGUGUCUCUCUCACACAUACACUGGUUUGUAUAGUUGUUAAUUAUGUAUGAAUAAAGAACAUUUCCAAAGACUAUUUCUGCUGAAACACCAGUUUAGACCAGAGUUUGCAUACUGGUCCAGGCUGGUUUAUGC